This is a messenger RNA of Aspergillus sclerotioniger CBS 115572, 585 nucleotides long. Its product is annotated as YoaK family protein. NCBI's taxonomy places the organism in Eukaryota, Fungi, Ascomycota, Eurotiomycetes, Eurotiales, Aspergillaceae. The transcript has a single exon. The record is from RefSeq and is a predicted model, not a curated record. The annotation marks the transcript as partial.
UCCUACGCCACCUCUCCAAUCACCCCCAACCUCUACGCCGAACUCCAACUCCUCCUUCUCACCUUCUCCAUCGGCAUCCAAGAUGCCACCACCUUCCCCGACUACCAAUGCUUCACAUCCAACCAAACCGGCAACACGAUCAUGCUGAUCGUGGUGGGCAUCACCUCCUCCCCAGACCUCGCCAUCGCCUCCAACAUCGGCACCAGCCUCGCCCUCUUCCUAACCGGGGCCUUUCUCACGGGCCAACUAGGCGUUCACAUCUUCGGCCCACGCACCCGCGCCUGGCUCUUCGCUAUCAACCUCCUUCAAACAUCCAUGGUGUUUGCCGCAGCGGUCUUGCAACUGGAAGACAAUCCCAGCAGUACGCAACCCCCAAAUCCAAAUAUCACCUUAGCGGUAAUUGCGCUUUUGGCCUUCUCGGCGGGGUCGCAGGUUGUGAUGUCACGGGCGUUGCGGAUCACGGAGAUAAGCACUGCCAUGGCGACGGCUGCGUGGGUGGAUUUGUUGGUGGAUGGGCGGAUUUGGAACCGCGAGAAUCGAGCGAGGAAUCGGCGCGUGGGGUUUUUGGGAUGUUUGGUGGCGGGG